Molecule: messenger RNA, 2267 nt
Organism: Coregonus clupeaformis (lake whitefish)
Lineage: Eukaryota; Metazoa; Chordata; Actinopteri; Salmoniformes; Salmonidae
Product: transcription initiation factor TFIID subunit 2-like
Exons: 4
Source: RefSeq, a predicted model, not a curated record
GUACGUCUCAUGACUGGCGAUUGCGGUGUGAUGCGGUGAACCUUUACUACACUCUGUUUGGUCUGACGCGCCCCUCCUGCCUGCCCCUGCCCGAGCUGGGCCUGGUGCUCAACCUCAAGGAGAAGAAGGCCGUCCUCAACCCCACCAUCAAGCCUGAACAGGGGCCAGGCACCACAGAGAUAACUGGCAACACCAUGGGGGUUCACAUCCCCGUCAUGGGCUUCACUAGCAGUCUGGAUGAAGGCCUGAUCACCAUGGAGACAGUGUCCAGCGUGUCUAUGUCCAGUGGUGUCGCCCCACUUCCUCAGGGUCUGAAGAGAAAGUUGGACAGUGGAGUUGGACCACUGGGCUCCUCUCCACCGGAGCCAGGCCAGGUACUGCAGGAAGAGGACAGCAGUAAAAAAUUCAAGAUCAGAUUCAACACCAUGGAGGAGGAUGAGAUUGACAUGGAGAGUCCCCAUGACAGUCAGGCGUUCAUCCACCACCACCUCAACAUCCUGGAGAGGCCUUCCACACCAGGUAAGGAACCUCCAGUCGUGGACCAGGCCGUCCUCUCCCUGCCUGUCACCCCCUUACCUUCCUUCAGCAAAGAGUCCACCUCUUCCUCCAAACACAGCACUGACCACCACCACCACCACCACCACCACCACGAGCACAAGAAGAAGAAGAGGAAGAAGCACAAGCACAAACACAAGCACAAGCACGACAGUAAAGACAAGGACAAGGAGAGGGACUCCCAUGCCUUCAGUAACAGCCCUGCUAGUGGACGCUCCAUGAGGUCUCCAUCCAUGUCUGACUAGAACACAGCGCUGCCUCCUGGUUGGUUCUUCAGUAACGGCCCUGCUAGUGGACGCUCCACGAGGUCUCCAUCCAUGUCUGACUAGAACACAGCGCUGCCUCCUGGUUGGUUCUUCAGUAACGGCCCUGCUAGUGGACGCUCCAUGAGGUCUCCAUCCAUGUCUGACUAGAACACAGCGCUGCCUCCUGGUUGGUUCUUCAGUAACGGCCCUGCUAGUGGACGCUCCAUGAGGUCUCCAUCCAUGUCUGACUAGAACACAGCGCUGCCUCCUGGUUGGUUGUUCAGUAACGGCCCUGCUAGUGGACGCUCCACGAGGUCUCCAUCCAUGUCUGACUAGAACACAGCGCUGCCUCCUGGUUGGUCCAGAGCUAUGAAACACAGUAUCACCCGCAAGAGAGACUGAGCUGUAAAACAUCACCCUCAAGACUACAGCCUCCAGCUGUCAGUCGGUGUUCCAACUCCUCUGAAUAGAGCUUACUGGUUUGCUGCAUGUCAGCGCACUUCAGUCGGCUAGCCUGGAAUCCACACAAAAUAUUGUUCUGUUUCACUGUUUGAAUCGGAGCUAUAUUUAAGGUUGGAUUUGGAAAAUGGAGCAAUAUUCAGUGUGGAUUCAAGGCUAGUCAGUGUAGGUGGAGGGGGGGGAAACGUGUAGCCUAACCUACAUUCUGUGACCUCAUCAUUAACCACACAGAGAGGCAGACCUGUGGGCCUCUCCAGAAGGAGCCCUUUUAGUUUUUUAAAAGUCUCCCAUCACCCUCACCACACACACACACACACACACAUACACACACACACACACACUCUUCUGGCUAUGCCUGAGCCAAUCUGUCUCCUACCAUCAUCAACAACAUGUUCAGUUAGUGGCUGGGCUCACAUGGGAACCUCUUCAGCCUGUUGAGGACGUAACCGGUCUCUCGGACUGCCGCUAGUCUUUCCCCAGGUUUUUAUAACGUCACCCUGGACAUUGAAUUACAGGUUUACUGUAAUUAACCCUGCUAUCAAACUAAGAGGGGAAAUUCCACUCUCGUUCAGAGAGCCAAUCAAUUCAAAGGUGGAAGAAUCAAGAAUGAUAACCAUUUAGGAUGUAGAUUUUAUAGCAAAAUGUAAAUUGUGUAAUUAGGCUGACCUGCAGUAGACCAUGGCUGUCUGCGUUGUGAACAGUACCCUAUUCCUUUCUAGUGCACUACUUUUCACCAGGUCCCAUACGGCUCUGGUCAAAAAGUAGUGCACUUUAUUGGGAAUAGGGUGCAGUUUUGGAUGCGGCCAUGACUAAUACCCUCAUUGCUGACCUGUAUGACAUGACCGUACUGAAGAGUCAUUGGGUUUCUACCUGUUUCUAACCAUGCAUGUUUUAACUGUUCAUGUUUUUAUUGUUAAGUCAUUUAGAUUGUGGCCUCCUUGUCCCUGACCCAAUCAGUGACUAGCUUGUGGUCUCCUUGUCCCUGACCCAAUCAGUGACUAGCUUGUG